AUAAACAGACGGACGUUUCCCCACGUUGGUGAACUGAAAGUGUGCCCGGUUUGGGCUGCAUGGAAACUGGUCAGGGCCAGCCAGCAGGUCCUUGGGACUUUUUCUGUGGCAGUUUUUGUCCACUAAAUUUCAUCGUCCUGUGACGUUCAGCCCUCUCUGGAUGUAGUGUGACAGCCCGGGAACAAAAUCCACCACGAGAUGUUUACUCUCACAGAAGUUGUAUCGUUUAAUGACAUACUGCCAACCUACCGGAUACUGAAGCCAUGGUGGGACGUCUUUAUGGACUAUCUCGGGGUGGUCAUGUUGAUGUUGGCCAUUUUUGCUGGGACUAUGCAGUUAACCAAAGACCAACUGGCAUGUCUUCCUAUUCUAGAGGAGAGUACAACCCCCCACACAACACAGAGCCCUACGCAAUUCACGUCAUCACUUGGUACUGCACCUGUGGCCACUCAAGAUCUUCCUGACAACGUUGUGCAUGAAAUGCAUCAGACUGAGCGUGCUCCAGUUUGGAGCCAAAGUGCCCUUACCUCAACAGAACCUCAACCCAAAGGCCGACGAACAAACUUAGACUUCCAGCAGUACAUUUUUGUCAACCAGAUGUGUUACCAUAUUGCCUUGCCUUGGUAUUCCAAGUAUUUUCCUCCCCUUGUCCUCAUCUACACCAUAUUGCUGAUGGUGAGCAGCAAUUUUUGGUUCAGAUACCCAAAGACCAGCUCAAAGAUCGAACACUUUGUGUCCAUCUUGGGCCGUUGCUUUGAAUCACCCUGGACUACGAAAGCACUUUCUGAAACGGUCUGUGAGGACUCUGAAGAAAACAAGCAAAGGAUCAUCGCUGGCCAAACGGCAUCUAAGCAAGUCUCCACGGACAGUCAGGAGGAUGGCUGCUCCAGUGUAACAACACCUAUACUAGAUAACAACGAGGUCAGAUUUUCUGCUGAGAAGGUUGUUCCUGAAGGCCCGAGCUUGACCAUUUUGGACAAAAAAGAUGGGGAGCAGGCCAAGGCUCUUUUUGAGAAGGUGCGAACGUUUCGGGCUCACGUGGAGGAUAGCGACUUGAUCUACAAUCUCUAUGUGGCACAAACAACCAUAAAAGCAGUAAAGCUCGUUUUUAUCCUGUGCUUCACGUCCACUUUUGCCAUUGACAUCAAUUUCAUCCACAUUUGCCAACCACAAAUUGAACACCUAACAGGAUAUGAUCAAUUCUACUGCACUCAUAAUAUGGCAUUCAUGCUGAAAAAACUCCUCUUCACGUUCUUGGCUAUAAUUAGCCUUUAUGGCCUUGUGUGCCUGUAUGCCCUCUUCUGGCUGUUCCGCCGUCCACUAAAGGAGUAUUCGUUUGAAAAAGUCAGAGAGGAGAGCAGCUUCAGUGACAUCCCUGACGUCAAAAAUGACUUUGCGUUUCUCCUGCAUAUGGUCGACCAAUAUGACCAGUUGCACUCAAAACGAUUUGCCGUUUUCCUGUCUGAAGUCAGCGAGAACAAACUGCGGGAAAUUAGCCUUAAUCAUGAAUGGACGUUCGAGAAACUCCGGCAGCACGUGACCUCCAAUGCCCAAGACAAGCAGGAGCUGCAUCUUUUCAUGCUUGCCGGACUCCCCAGUGCCGUGUUUGACAUCACUGAGCUUGAAGUCCUUAAAUUAGAACUUAUUCCUGAGGUGAGACUCUCAGCCAAGAUUUUACAAAUGACAAAUUUGCAAGAACUGCACUUGUAUCACUCUCCUGCAAAGGUCAAACAUACGGCUUUCACUUUCCUUCGAGAUCACCUGCGGUGCCUUCAUGUAAAGUUUACAGAUGUUGCAGAAAUCCCUCCGUGGGUUUAUCUCUUGAGAAGCCUUAGGGAGCUGUACCUUGUUGGCAACCUAAGCUCAGAGCACAACAAGAUGAUCGGUUUGGAAUCCCUAAAGGAUUUGAGGCGUCUCAAGACGUUAUACCUGAAGAGCAAUCUCCACAAAAUACCCUCGACCAUCACAGAACUCUCGCCACAUCUCCUCAAGCUGGUGGUGCACAAUGACGGAACGAAACUUGUGGUGCUGAACAGUCUUAAGAAGAUGACGAACCUGGUCGACCUGGAGCUCCAUAACUGCGAGCUGGAGAGGAUCCCGCAUUCCAUUUUCAGCUUGACUAACCUGCAAGAGCUGGACUUGAAAUCCAACAGCAUUCGCACCAUCGAGGAAGUCAUCAGCUUCCAGCACCUUAAGAGACUGACCUGCCUCAAGCUGUGGCACAACAAUAUAAUAGCUAUUCCGCAGUCCAUAGGCCAGGUGAAGAACCUCGAGUCCCUCUACCUCUCCUACAACAAACUGGAGACCCUUCCAGUGGCCCUGUUUAACCUUCCGAAGCUUAGGCACCUGGAUCUCAGCCACAAUUCCAUUUCAUUGAUUCCAGCUGAGGUUGGACUUCUCCAGAACCUUCAGCACUUUGCUAUCACAAACAAUAAAAUAGAGGUUCUUCCCAAUAAUCUGUUCAGAUGUACCAAAUUGAAAGUUCUCUGUUUGGGAAACAAUAGCAUCACAAUCCUACCAGAGUCUAUCGGACAGCUGGUACAGCUCACUCAGCUCGAGCUAAAAGGGAACUGUCUAGCACUGCUUCCAUACCAGCUUGGCCAGUGUCGCCAUCUCAAGAAAAGCCUGUUGGUUGUGGAGGAUCAUCUUUUUGACUCUCUACCCCUCGAGGUAAAAGAGGAUAUGAGUAAAGAUAAUAAUAUAAUCUGAGCUCCACAAAAGUAACUGUUUAGCUGCAGGUUCCUUUGUUUCAAAUACAUAUCUGCCAUUUUAUUCUGAGGAAUGUAACCAAAAUAUCAGGUAGCGCGUUCCUUUCCAGUCUCAUAAACUCUAGGUAAUCAAUUUGGGUAACAUGAUGGUAGGUUCUGAGGAAGUCUUAACUGCCCAACAGGUUCUAGGUAUUAACUGGGUAAAUAAGUGGUACAAACUCCACGGUAUUGUGUAACUACUUUGGGUACUUUGGGUAAAAAGAUUGUACACAAAUGAAGUACAAAAAAGUUUUACAUAGCAUGUACCUGUCUGUUACCUGUAAACGACAAUGACUCUGGGCUCUAAAAGAAAGCGGUGAUUCUUACUAGGGUUUUGCUGGAGACUUACUAUUUAUUUUAGAAAUCUUUAUAAAAAAAAUCUCUGUAUUUUGUGAUGUCAUUGUGCACCAUUAAUUAAUGCGGUACUUGGAGGUGUCCCUGAUUUACUUUCCAGCUUAAAUUUGUGAAAUUCCAGUGAAAUUUACCAUAUCGCUGUUGUUGGAAGAAAACCUUGUAUCUCCAAAAUGGUAACUUUACAGGAGAAGGAAAAAAACCUUUACUUUUAAUGUAAA
This is a messenger RNA of Colossoma macropomum (tambaqui), 3319 nucleotides long. It is a transcript of the gene lrrc8da, whose product is annotated as leucine rich repeat containing 8 VRAC subunit Da. The transcript has 2 exons. The coding region runs from base 199 to 2709 and encodes 836 amino acids. Lineage: Eukaryota; Metazoa; Chordata; Actinopteri; Characiformes; Serrasalmidae. The record is from RefSeq and is a predicted model, not a curated record. Gene Ontology annotation, molecular function: protein binding.